Molecule: messenger RNA, 351 nt
Organism: Echinops telfairi (small Madagascar hedgehog)
Lineage: Eukaryota; Metazoa; Chordata; Mammalia; Afrosoricida; Tenrecidae
Product: ubiquitin-fold modifier 1
Exons: 1
Coding region: 52-309 (85 amino acids)
Biological process (GO): protein K69-linked ufmylation
Cellular component (GO): nucleus; cytoplasm
Source: RefSeq, a predicted model, not a curated record
AGUGGAAGCGCUCCCCGGAGCUGCCGUGGGUUUGGUACCGUCUCUAUCACCAUGCCGAAGGUGUCCUUUAAAAUCACGCUGACGUCCGACCCGCGGCUGCCCUACAAAGUACUCAGCGUUCCUGAAAGUACCCCUUUUACAGCAGUCUUAAAGUUUGCAGCAGAAGAAUUUAAAGUACCUGCAGCAAUGAGUGCCAUUAUUACCAAUGAUGGAAUAGGAAUAAAUCCUACACAGGCUGCUGGAAAUGUCUUUCUAAAGCAUGGCUCAGAACUGCGAAUCAUUCCUAGAGAUCGAGUUGGAAGUUGUUAAUAGCAGCUUCGAGGCGAACACUUUCAGAAUAAAUUUCAUUUU